Caenorhabditis angaria is the source of this 456-nucleotide messenger RNA. Lineage: Eukaryota; Metazoa; Nematoda; Chromadorea; Rhabditida; Rhabditidae. The record is from the annotation of a GenBank genome assembly.
AUGAUCAAGCUCUUAUUGUUGCUCAGUGUUAUAAUCUAUCAAGCCACACCAACCCAAUUCAUCGUGAAAGGUACAAUCCGAUGCAAUAUUCGCAAAAAGUUCAACGUCACUUUGGUGCUUGAAGAAUUUGAUGAGUUCACAUGGGAUGACACGAUAAAAAGAAAGGAAUUGAUCAAUAAAGCAUCGGGCGUAACUCAUAAUUAUACUAUUCAGGGAACUUAUAGCGAAGGUGAUGGAUACUUUGUGAGUUUUACUGUUAGAUGUGGUGAUUUCACACAAAUUGAUAACAUUUAGGACUUCACUUAUGAACCGAUCAUUAACUUUUAUCAUAAUUGUUUGACAAAUAGAAGUGACUUGGGAUAUAUCGGAAAACAGUUUGACGGUGUUCCGACAUCCACGCCAAUUGCUUCUUUCACCUAUAAUGUUGUUUUGGAUGAUAAGAUUUUCCAACCUUGA